Messenger RNA from Adineta steineri, 3444 nucleotides. Lineage: Eukaryota; Metazoa; Rotifera; Eurotatoria; Adinetida; Adinetidae. The record is from the annotation of a GenBank genome assembly.
AUGUAUCAAAAAACGUUUUAUUCUCGUCGAGUUGUCGAAAGACGCAACGAAAAACGCAAACAACGCUUACGACGUUUGGAAAAAAGAUCUAAUUAUUUGGAGAUUUCAUCUGAUAGUGAAGAGGAAAAUCAACAUAUUCAAGAAACACAAUGCUCAACAGCAACAACUAAUAAUAUUUUUCCAACAAUUAUAGAUGAUUUAUCUUGUUAUAACAAUUAUCAUGAUGAUGAACAUGACAAUACACAUAUUUUGAACAAUAUUGUUGACAAUUUCAAUGAUCAAUCACCACCGCUUUAUAAUGAUAGUAAAUUAUCUCUCAAGGAAUCAAUGAAGUUAUUAAUGAAUUUACUGAUAUCUGAUAUCAAUUUAGAUAAACAAAAUAUUUUACGCUUACUUAAAAUAAUUAAAUGUAUAUUGCCACAACCAAACACAUUGCCUGUUACUUGGAAGAGUAUCAUGAAAUUAUUUGGACGUAAUAAUUUAUUUACAACGACAUUUUUAUGCUCGUUGUGUCAUACAAAAUGUGAUAAAACAAAAUUUAAUACAAAGAUUUGCAGAAAUGAAAGUUGUACACGUUCAAAAGUGGUAUUAAAAACACAUGAAACUACUGAAUUAGUUAAUUUAGACGUUCGUACUCAACUAACUUCAAUUAUCAAUAGAAAUUUUAAUUUAAUAUUAAAAAAUUCAGAUUAUUUUCCGAAAUCUGAUAUAUCAAGUGGUGCUUUUUACCAAACAACAAUAUCCAAAUUAAAGUGCAAUACACUUACUAUAGUUCUCCAUACUGAUGGCGCACCUUUAAUAAGAACUACUAAACAAGCAAUCUGGCCAUUAUUUGGUUCCAUCGUUGAAAUAUGUCCUCCUGUACGAGAAUAUCAAAAGAACAUCAUUCUUCUUGGUCUAUGGUCUUCUAAAAGCAUAUGGAGUGGUAGCAUCGUUUUGUAUCCAUAUGACCACAAUAAUCUUCAACUACGUUCACAUAGUUCAUUUAUUGCUGCAGCUAAAGAAGCUCAAGAAAAGUCAACGAAGAAAAGAAUUAAAAGUGUUACUGGUGUUAAAGGUUUAUCCUGUUUAUUGGAAAUAAUGUCAUAUCCACAACAAAUCUUAUUAGAUUAUAUGCAUUUGGUUUGUCUUGGACAUGUUCAAACAAUGAUCAAACGUUGGAUUGAUUUAGUUGACAAAUCAGAUGUGAAGACGAUGGACAACAUGUUAUUUAAUAUUCGAGUACCCCAUAAUAUUCAUGUAGUUUAUAGAGAAUCAAUGUCAAAUGUUGAUCGCUGGAAAGCGAAACAUAGUCGCUUAUUUGUGCUCAAUAUUGGUUUACCUAUAGGUGUUGCUAAUCUUCCUUGUUUAUAUGCAUCACACUGGGUAAUUUAUUGUAUUGCCAUCAAACUUUUACAUGCACCUGAAUUAUCAAGUGAUAUUGAUUUUGCUGAACAUUUAAUCAAUUUUUAUUGCCGAACAAUUUCCAAAGUAUAUGAUCAAUCAUUAGAAUAUUAUUCACUCCAUGCUCACCUUCAUUUUCCUGCACAAGUACGACUUCAUGGAGGUUUAUCAUUUUGUUCUGCUUUUACGUUUGAAUCCUGCAUUAGAUAUAUCAAAAAAAAAGUUCAUGGUACAAAAAAUUUAGCAAGUCAAAUUGCAUAUUGGUAUGACAUGGAGAAUAUGGUCAAUGAUACUAAAUUUGAAAUUCCUUCAUGCAAUGGAAUUAGUGUAAUUGAUUUUAAGAGUGAACAACUUGUUGAGUACCAUCAAAUUAUCAUCAAUCUUAUUCUAUUAAAUGAUCAACAUUUAAAAGAAAUUAUUUUUUAUAAACGUUACAAGCAUCACUUCAUUACUUAUCAUACAAUAUUGUAUGAUAAAUCAUUCAAAUGCUGCAGUUAUAUUGUUUCAUAUGACAACAAAAAUAAUGAUAUCAUUUGUUAUGGACGAAUUAUUGUUUUCUAUGAAUAUGAUAAUAUAUAUUUCGCAUUUAUUCAAAAGUAUAAUAUUUCGAAGAAAAAAAUUUCUGAUUUUGUUGAAUUACCGAUUGAAGUAAUAGAACGAUUAAAUCAAUUAUAUCCAUUAAUGGAAUUAUCAAAUGAUUAUGAUAUUAUUUCUGUUGGAACUUUUCGUCAUAAAUGCAUAUCAAUACCAUUUCAAGAUGUAUUUUGUUCGAUGAGUGAGAUCGAGUCCGCAGCUGAACGAUUGGAUAAAGAAAUGAAUACUGAUUUGGAAUCAGAUUGUGAAGCUGUAGUGAAAAACUCCAAAAAUAAUAAACAACAACAACGACAAAACUUAUCAUCACAAACAAAUUUGUCUAGAACAACUACUCAAAUAGAUAAUUCAUCAACAACAAAAACCAAUCAUACUCAAAAGAAAAAUGAUCAUAGUGCCACACAAACAAGAAUACAAUCGUUAGCUUCAACUGAUCUUUAUAUGCCAUCAACAAUUUAUAAAACACCACCACCUAUAAAUACAUCUGUUCAUAAUAAACGAGUUCAAGAAACUUCUAUCGAACGAAGUACUAGUUCUACAGGUGGUAUAUUACGUUCAGUUGAUAAUGUGGCAAGAAGCACGAAAAAUGUACGACCAGCUGAACGGAUGUUGACGUUUGAUGAUGACUUUGGUGAAGGAGAUAGUGAUGAUGAACAAUCCGUCGAAUCUGUACUUGAUUUAGAUAGUUUAUUACCAUCUACAUCAGCAACAAACGAUCGAAACAAUAUUCGAAUACCUAAGAGAAGCUUACCAAAAACUUCAAAACGAACAUCUCAUGAAAAAACUGCUAAACGAUUGUGUACUAAAUCAUCAGCAUCAACAACUAAUGAUUCUGGUAAUAAUGAAGCAAUAAUGUUAUUGAAAACACUGAUGUUAUCAGUUGCUGAUUUAAACAAAGAUAUGUAUCAAGCUUCAAAAGAUAUUAAAAAUUUAUUGGUAUCGGUAGAUAAAGUUGAUAAAAAAAUAAAUAUUUUGUAUGAAAAUCAAAAGAAAAUGCAGCGAGCAUUAUCAAAGAAAAAGAUCAAUGUUGCAUUAAAUGGUGAUCAAUUUGGGGAUGAAAAUAUAAUCGUUGAUGAUUCACCAUUUAAAUCUACAUUGACUUAUGUCAAUUCAGAAGGCGUAUCUGUAGAUCUACUUCAGUUAUAUGGUGCUCAAACACAUAUGGGUCGUUAUGUUGCACUUGUAAUGGAUAAGUUAUUUACGUUCGAAGAAAUAACAACCAUUACUAAAGAUGAAUUGGUAAAUGAUGAACGAUACUUAAUUAUUAAAGAAGCAGUUCGAUCAAGAUUCAAGCUGAAUCAUGAAAUGUUACAGUCUGAAUGGUCAACCUUGCAUGAAUCCAUUCUUCAAAAGAGACGCAAUGAAUUGAAGAAAAAAAAAAGUAGUGCUGGUAAUGUAACAGUGCAACCUGCACCACAAGUAGUACUACAAAACAGCUUUGAUGACUUUAUUGGUUCGUUUGCAAUUUAA